GCUUCGGCUCCGUUUGUUCGGGGAACGGAAGACCUGAGGGCUUGUAAGAGCGUAGAGGGAACUUGGAUCAAGUGGAGACAUCGACAAAGGGUUUUCAUCCACCAUGGUUUUCACACCAAAAGCUGCUGAAGCAUCAACACCAGGGGCUGCUUCGCCCCUCAUGCCGGAACGAUGUGUUGACCACAAGAACAAAAAUAUCAGAAAAGAAAAGUGGAGGGAGCUGAGGCAGAAGAAGAACAAGGAGAAGCGCGAAGCGCGGAAGAAGCGCCAGAAGGUGCGCGAGGAGCUGGGCGAGGACGCGCCGCCGGUGCUGCAGCCGCACACCAUCGAGACUCUGCGCAUCCCGGACGUGACGACCGUGCAGCAGGACGACUUGGAGACGCAGGAGGCCGACCGGCUCGACGAGUUCGGCGGCUACUUCAGCCGCGAGGCCGAACCGCGCGUCAUGCUCACCGCCGGCGACUUCCCGUCCCCGAAGACGCGCGACUUCCUGAAGGAGCUGGCGCUGGUGAUCCCGAACGCCGAAGUGCGACUGCGCAACUUCAGCUCCAUCAAGAAAACGGCACGGUUGGCCUCCGCGCGCGGCUUCACCGACCUGCUCAUCAUCAACGAGGACAAGAGCCGCAAGGUGGUGGCCAACGGGCUGCUGCACGUGCACCUGCCCGACGGACCGUCCGCCCACUACCGGCUGAGCAACGUCAAACUGAGCGCCGAGCUCCGGCGCAUCAAGGAGUUCACCCACCACCGUCCGGAGGUGGUGCUGAACAACUUCACGACCAUGCUGGGUCACAGGGUGGGCCGCAUGCUGGCCUCGCUGUUCCACUUCGACCCGGAGUUCAAGGGCCGGCGCGUGAUGACGCUGCAUAAUCAGCGAGACUACAUCUUCUUCCGACAUCACAGGUACGAGUUCAAGGACAGCAAAAAGGUGGCGCUGAGGGAGCUGGGGCCGCGCUUCACGCUCAAGCUGCGGUCUCUGCAGAAGGGCACGUUUGACUCCAAGUGCGGCGAGUACGAGUGGAUCCGCAAACGGCACGAAAUGGAGGACAGCCGCAGGAAGUUCCACCUGUAGGUGGAGGUGUUGUACGUCCCGCUGAUGACGCCUGACGGGCGCCGGAACGGGGCCGCGUGGACACGGCGGCAACGUGUGUCGGGGAAGCUGUCCAGUUGAGCAUCGCAAGUUUUGUGAUAGCUGGUGGUGCAGGGCGCGUUGGCAAUGUGUGGGCCUUCAAGAGGUCUUCAAGCCGCGGGCGUUUUCUCGCAGUUAGGAUCCGAAACACGCUGAUUGCUAUUCAUAGAAUAAAGAUGUAUGGAACGUCCCA
Molecule: messenger RNA, 1319 nt
Organism: Pollicipes pollicipes
Lineage: Eukaryota; Metazoa; Arthropoda; Thecostraca; Pollicipedomorpha; Pollicipedidae
Product: ribosome production factor 1
Exons: 6
Coding region: 104-1069 (321 amino acids)
Biological process (GO): maturation of 5.8S rRNA; maturation of LSU-rRNA
Cellular component (GO): nucleolus; preribosome, large subunit precursor
Molecular function (GO): rRNA primary transcript binding
Source: RefSeq, a predicted model, not a curated record